Messenger RNA from Lymnaea stagnalis (great pond snail), 3642 nucleotides. Lineage: Eukaryota; Metazoa; Mollusca; Gastropoda; Lymnaeidae. The record is from the annotation of a GenBank genome assembly.
CCUCCGGUUCGAAAGUCAACUAUUGAGAAUUUAGACGUGCAGAAUGACAAUAGAACCACAAUGUCACUAGACAUUUUUUUUAAUUAUUGAAUAAAUCUUGAUGUAGAGAUUAAUUGCAACUAUAAAAUGGCCUUAUUUUCUAACAUGAUUGCUUUAUCACAGGCAUGGAUUUUCUUUGAGCUAUUAAAUCAGGACUAUUUCUACAAUAGUAGUGUAACACAGUAGAAAGACUGAGUAGAGUCAGUAGAGUAGUCCACUAAGACUAAGUCGUCUACUAUGACUGCUAAUAGUAAUAUAUGAGUAGUAUGGGUUAUCAUGAUGCAUGACUAGACUUUAAAAGAAGACUAAGCUAUUACUAAAUUACUAGGCUCAAGAGCAGUGGUCGGCAAACUGGGGUAAAUAACUCCAAAUGGGCUAAAAAUGGAAAUAUUCUGGGUAAUAAGGGUUCAAUAACAAUAGUGUCAAUAGACUUUGAUACCAGUUCAUUGAAAAAAAUUAUAUUUGAAUAUUGAUGCAUUUUUUUUACGAAAUAUUUAUUGCAAAACUGCAUCUGGCCUAUUAAUAAUAUAGUGUUACAACGUCUACCUAUUACUAGAUUUAGUGGCAGUGGCAAUGCAGCUAGUGAUUCUAGUCUUGUUAAAUAAAGUUAUUAUUUAUUACCAAGUCAUCUUUUGCCUAGUCGCCUAUUUGAUUGAUUUUAUCUUAUGCUUAGUAGCAUCAGUAGAAUUGGUUCCACCCAGUGCGGUUUUCUCAUGGCUCAUGGUGGUGUCACCCCAUCCUCCAUACUCCUCCAUCAUGGACUUCAUCCUAGUUAGCCUGCCCUGACGGUACCCUACUUUGGUGACACCCUUCUCUUGUAUUUAACUUAUUUGUGUUAUAAAACGAACUUCAUUGAGCUCCGUCAAAUUUACUAAUAUUAAUAUUCUUUUGGUGUCAAACACCUCCACCACCCCCACCGUGAGGAGGUUUAGGGCACAUUCCAUACCCCUGCACUCUUAGUGACGCUAAGUGACAACUAAAUUUCAAGAGAUGCAAAGGUUUUCAAAAUUUUUCACUCACCAAACAUAAAAGCAAAGAAUAGAAAUCAAUAAUUUACCCCACAAACAGUACCAGCAACCAAAUUUUCUCUGAUUUAAAAAAGUCCUCAUUUUGAUAAAAAUGAAACAAAAUUUCUCCAAAAUAUGAAGUGAAACUCUUAACUUUAAGAUGUCUUUUUGUUCCAGAUCCAUAAUUCAAAAUGAUGAGGAUUUUAUUAAUUUCUUUUAACGAAUUUAUUUUGUACUUUUAUAUUUAUAAUUUAUACUGGUAAUUGUGUUCCCCAUAUAAAUGGGCUCAAUAAACCAAUUGAAAUUUAAAUUGUCUUCAUUUUUAAUAAUUUUAAUCAAGGGUACCAGCGGCAUUAAAGUACCAGUAUACAUUUUGAGGUGAUGAUUAAAAAAGUUUGCCAAUCCCUGCUCUAGACUAAGUGUAAGGCUACAUCUAGCCUUUGACCAACACAAAUUAUAACUAUCUGUACAUAAAUUUCAUAAACUUAUUAAUACCGGGUAUUUAGGCUUAUAACUUAAGCCGACUUUAUUUUAUUAUUUAUUGAGGCCUGGGUUGUGGCACUUUCUUUCAAUUUACAACCUUAAGUACUGAGUAUUAUUAUUUAAUGAGAUUAAUAAAAGUUUAUUUAUACCAACCAGCUAGACUGUACCUACUUCACUUUUAAUUUAGUUAGGCCUAAUAUAAUUUAAUAAUACCAAUUUAAAGAGAAAUCAUUUUGACAAAUCCAGUACAAUUGGAUGUUUUUUUAGAUGCUUUGAAUAUGCCAACAAAGGAGUAUAUAACUUAUAAGUCUUACCUAAGACAAAUGUCUGACAUGUGAAUUUUCAUCCUUUGAUGGUUAAUUAUUCUUUAAAUAAAGAAUAAAGUUUUAUUCUUAUUAUUGCCAUUUAGGGCUUAUAUAUAUAUAUAUGGGUUUAACUUUUAUAAGUGCAUUACAGGUACAAUAUUUUGAGUUACCGGUAAUAAAGGGUGAAACUGAAUGGAUAAUUCAUAUUGCCUAAGACUCAUAGACUUAGAAUUGGUAAUCUGGAAUGGAAUAAAAUAUAAUCUAAAAUAAAUACGUUAUUCCUGGGCGAUAAUAUAAAAAAAAAUAUCAUUAGGUAAGAUUUAGGGGCCAGCCACAAAAUCAUGUUACUUUUGUUGCUUUUGAACACCAUCCCACCCAUACCCCCCCCCCCCCCCCCCGUCAAAAAAUUUAUACAUCCUCUUACAAUGAUAAAAUAUCUCAAAUUCAUGACCUUACCCCACCAUUUUAGAUGCAUUAAUCAUUUUUGGAUGGCGUAUAACCCAAAAAAUUAAUUUGACACAAAAUUAAAAGCUUUUAAAGUACCGUAUUAGUAUACUUUGAAUCUGAUUUAUCAGUGCUUCAAAUCACUUUUUUUUUUUGUUUUUUUACUACUGUCAGAUAAUAACACUGUUUUAAUAAUAUAAAGUCCUUUCUAAUUAAUUCAGAUGUCACAGAAGAUUUUACCAUACUCUACAUUACGUGUGGCACUACGAGGACUCUCCACAUCAGCCUGUGUAUGUAAAAAUAAAAGAACUGGUGUGCCCAAGGCUACUCAAUUUAAAACCAGGCCUUUGACUUAUGAAGAAGCUCAAGCUCCCCAUUAUAUGUACCAAAGGAAAGGAUGGUUGUCAUGGAACACAAGUAAGAUAAUAUGUUGCUUCAUCUGUUUUGAGUGUGUUCCCCUUUGAUUUUUUUGGGGUGAAUUUUUGUCCUAUUUUGAUUUGAUUUUUGAUUUGGUUAUUGAAACAAUGUUGUAACGCACCUGAAAUAACUAACUGCCAAAAUGUGUCAAAAGAUCAAUAAAUACUGCUAUCACAUGAAAACUUAAGGCAGUAUUUAUUGUUCUUUAGAAUGUGUAAUUUGUAGUGCAUGGCACCAUCAUGUAACUUUAAGUUGUAAAUUCAAAAUUCUGAAAUUUGCUUGUGCUAAUGAUAUAAAACUUUUAUUUUAGCUAAUCUUUAUGAGGAAAAGAGGAUAGCGGAAACCACAUUUGAGGACUUGAUUAUACGCAAAUUCAUUUUUGGAACAUGGCAUGGUGCUUUAACAUCUGAGGUGAUAAUCAAGAGGCGGCACAAUUUAAUUGUUCUGUCUUACUUGGUUACUAUGGAAAAAACUCUGUUGCGUCAAAUUUAUUUUCUCAAAGGCUAUACAGAAGAAUUGUUGUCCACCUGGUUAAAAUGUCCAGUGAAAGUAGAAUUACAGGCAAUAGGUUCAAAGGCUGAAGUUAUAUUUAAGAAAAUUUGAAGUUUUAUUCAAGAACUUUCUAUAAUUUUCAGGCAGAAAACUAUUUUUAACUUUACCAUUAUGAGAGAUGUUCAAUUAUAGUUAUAAUUAUAGUACUUUAAUUUCCUCAAAUUCGAAAUAAAAUUCUUAAGUGAGUGAAUUUUUGUUUACUUAUUCAAGUUUUCAUUUUCAAUCUUGUGGUUUUAUCACAAUACACCAGCUGAGAACUGAAUGCACAUCUUGUAUCUGAGUGAGUGGCCAGCAAACUUUUUGUAAUACCAGUUCUAAUUCAUUCAUUGUGCCAACAAGUAAGAAUACCGAAUAAGAUUCAUUUUUUUAGUCUUUUUUUUUUUUGGUCUUCCCGG